This is a messenger RNA of Microdochium trichocladiopsis, 3132 nucleotides long. RefSeq lists its product as uncharacterized. The record is from RefSeq and is a predicted model, not a curated record. The coding region runs from base 413 to 2875 and encodes 820 amino acids. The transcript has 5 exons. NCBI's taxonomy places the organism in Eukaryota, Fungi, Ascomycota, Sordariomycetes, Xylariales, Microdochiaceae.
GGUUUCCUUCUUUGGUCUUUUUGUGUUUCAUCGGCCGCCUGCAUCGAUCACACAUCGCGCAAGCCAUAUCGCGACCGUCGUACGAAGGCAUGUCAACUCGGACCUAGGCGAUUGCGGGAGCAUGCGAAUCACGCCCUCGACGACACCAUAGAGAUUCACACGAGGUGUACCCUCGGUCCUGCGACAAGCUGGGCGAGAAUACACAAUUCAUCUCCGAGACUCGACGGAAAGCACAAGAGACAUUCCCGGGGAUAAUCGAAGCACACAACGACGUGCUCACCUAAUUGUGCAAAGGAUACAACCAGCUCUGCGGCAGGCGUCUCCCAUGCUUCAAGUGGUUGGCAGUGGCAGUUCUCAUCGAGCCGCACUAGAACUUUGACAUCGCGCAACAUCCUCCAAGAAACACCAAAACAUGUCCAACGAGGUCAUAGCCGCGACGACGACGUCGUUCGUCUUUGCGCUCCUUGCUGUCGGCCUGAGGCUAUACGCGCGCAUCGCGCUGGUCAAGAAGCUCUAUGGCGAGGACUACAUCCUCACCUCAUCCUUUGUGGUGGCAAUGUCGUGGUGGGUGAUCAAAGUAGUGGGGGCCACUAGGAAUGCCGAUGACGGCAACAUCAGGUUAUUAGCCAUAAUAUCAUGGUACGGUACCAUCGCCUGGGGCCUCUGCUCCGCCCUGACCAAGCUGUCCAUCGUGUACCAGUACUGGCGCGUGUUCGAGGACAUCCGGUGGGUGCGGCAGCUGUGCAACAUCCUCAUGGCGCUGCUCGUGCUGUACGGCCUGUACUCGUUCCUCGGCGCCAUCCUCAUGUGCAUACCCGUUAGCCACGCGUGGGCUCCCCUGGGGAGUCCGGGCGGGUCGUGCGCGGACCCCAGGAUAUACUACUACCUGACCUCGUCGGUCAACAUCUUUGCCGACGUCAUCAUCUUUGCGCUGCCGGUCAAGCCGGUGCUCAACCUCAAGAUUCCGCUCAAGCAGAGGCUUGCGCUGCUGUGCUGUUUCACUUUUGGGGCAUUUGUCAUCAUCUGCUCUAUCGUUCGGCUCUACUGGCUUGUAGAACAAAUGGGCAUGAAGCCAUCUCGGGAUGUCGUCGAAAAGGUCACCAUCUGGGCCGGCAUCGAGAUGAUGUCCAGCAUCAUCUGCACGUGCUUCCCCGUUCUCCGGCCCCUGGUCAUGCGCUGGUUCCCCAAGCUCAUGAGCGGCUCGCUCGGAUCGUCCGCAAGGUCUCGCAUCAGCAAGCAUCUCCACCACCAUAACCACGCCGGGCCGCCAAGGCAGAAACAGCAGCAGCCUCCCGUACCGGACCAGAGUCCCAAGAAGAGCCAGGAGAGCGGCAGUGACUCAAACGGGGACUACGCACAGCGCUUCGAGCUUGACUCCCAGCAGCACCAGCAGCAGCUUCAGAGUCAGGCAGCUCCAAAACCGCUCACGACUAAGAGUGCAGAAAGCAGACAGGAGCAAGGCGUCGCCGGCAUCCCCCAGAACGUCCAGCAGCACGUCUCAUGGAAUAACAGACCAUUCGAGAACACCAGCCAGCCGCAGGGCCCCCGACAUCCGCAAUUCCAUCACAACAACGCAGGCAGCACAGGCACAGGCUCUCGCAGCCUGAGCAGUCCGGCACCGCCGUAUGAGUCCCGGACCACGUCUCCGGCACCCAAUAUUGUCCCAAGCGGCGGCACCAUGCACAACAACCUCGACCAAAUUACCUACCCAGCACAAGUCUCCGACCAGCCGCGGCCGGGGUUCAUGCCAGUCAGCCCGGAGAGCACAUACGGCAGCUUCCGCGCGAGCACGGUCAGCGCCCUGAGCCACCACCCAGGGCAGAACGGCGGCGGGAACUUUCUGUACGGCACGCGGAGUAGCAGGAGCAGCGGCAGCCUGCGCGGCUCUCUGCUCGAGAGAAUGAGCGGUAGUGGCAGCGGCAGUGGGCCGAGUUCAUCGACCAGCACACCCAACCUGAGCCAUCUGUACUAUACUGGCGGCGUCGGCCAACAUGCCGGAGUCGGGGCCAACAGCAGCUACUACUACCGUGCCUCGAGCAGCAGCAGCGUGUACAGUCGGUAUAGUAGUAGUACUGCGGCGAAAGGGUUCCGCGGUCUCACGUCGGGCAGUCUGAGCUCGUUUGGCACGAGCACGGUGACGAGCACGGCGUCUGGCGGCGGGACGGGGAGCACGAUGAAUACCAUCAUCGACCAUGAUGAUGAAGACGACGUGGCUGAUGUUGCUUCCGGGCGCCGCGAGGGCUUGAGUUCUGCGGACGGUAAAAUGGCUGUGGGGGUGGAGGACAUUUCUGCCACGCUGGAUUCCGCCAUUGCGAAUCUGCAGGAAAGGAGCAAGGCAAGGAACAACUACAACUACGACAACAACAACAACACUCAGAGUACAACUGCUCUCAGUCCGCUUAGCUACUCCAGCCAGAGCCCGCACGAUGCAGACGACAGGGACGCUGGUGACGAUAGUAACGACGAUGACGAUGACGACGACGACGGCGAAGAAUUCAUCUGUCACACCGCUACCUACGCGGUCGGCAACAACAACAACCCCUGGCAGAAGCGCACGCCAUCCUCGUCGAAAGAAGUCCUGGAACAGCCUCGGUCGCCACACCCCGCAUCGCCCGCCGUCUCCCCGAUAAAGCCCACGCCGCGGCUCGUCCUGCCCCCGCUCUUCUUCCAGCCCGAGCACGCAGAGUAUGAACACUAUCGCAUGUCCGUGUCACAGCCACACCUGCCGAGCUUCAUGCCGCCGACCAGAGGGCUGCCGGCGAUCCCUCAGACGCCAACCAGAUCGUCGCUGGAUCUCGAGGACGAGUACAGGGGGAAGAGGAAGAGCAGGAGGUCUGUAGUCAGUCCGAUGGGCAUGUUUGAGAUGGCAGCUUGAACGUGUAGCCUUGAUGGAGACUCUUUAAGGGGCUGACUGGAGCGAGGAGGCAGGCGUGGAGGGCUCUUAUAAUUUUGUUAUGAUACAACCAACUCACGUUAUUAUGCCUAAGUAUUUAUCACUGUUUGUCUUUCUCCUUUAAAAAGCUCUCUGGGUUUCUUUUGUGGGCUGAGUUGUAUGCAUGGUCGAUAUUGGGAUCUGAGGACAUAUUUCGUGUGAUACAAGUGUUUUACUUUCAUCAUACCACAUGAAGUAGC